Molecule: messenger RNA, 1168 nt
Organism: Molossus molossus (Pallas's mastiff bat)
Lineage: Eukaryota; Metazoa; Chordata; Mammalia; Chiroptera; Molossidae
Gene: BBS5
Product: Bardet-Biedl syndrome 5
Exons: 11
Coding region: 66-1028 (320 amino acids)
Biological process (GO): cilium assembly; intracellular transport
Cellular component (GO): BBSome; ciliary basal body
Molecular function (GO): phosphatidylinositol-3-phosphate binding
Source: RefSeq, a predicted model, not a curated record
GGAGCCGGAGAGACGCCGCUCGGCCUCCACCUCCGUGGAGAGGGCCGCCGCGGGCCUCGGGCAGGAUGUCGGUGCUGGACGCGCUCUGGGAGGACCGGGACGUCCGCUUCGACGUGUCCUCGCAACAAAUGAAAACAAGACCCGGAGAAGUCCUUAUUGAUUGUUUAGAUUCAAUUGAAGACACCAAAGGAAAUAAUGGAGAUAGAGGUAGACUCUUAGUAACAAAUUUAAGAAUUCUCUGGCACUCUUUGGCAUUACCUAGAGUCAAUCUUUCUGUCGGUUACAACUGCAUAUUGACUAUUACAACAAGGACUGCUAACUCUAAAUUACGAGGCCAAACUGAAGCUCUUUAUAUACUAACAAAAUGUAACAGUACCCGUUUUGAGUUUAUAUUUACAAAUUUGGUUCCUGGAAGUCCUAGACUUUUUACUUCUGUGAUUGCAGUACACAGAGCAUAUGAAACUUCUAAAAUGUAUCGUGAUUUUAAAUUGAGAAGUGCACUAAUUCAAAAUAAGCAACUAAGAUUAUUACCACAAGAACAUGUAUAUGAUAAAAUCAAUGGAGUAUGGAAUUUAUCCAGUGACCAGGGAAAUUUAGGAACAUUUUUUGUUACCAAUGUGAGAAUUGUGUGGCAUGCAAAUAUGAAUGACAGUUUUAACGUCAGUAUACCAUAUCUGCAAAUUAGUGGAGGAUACGUUCUUGGCUUUAAAAUAGAUCCUGUGGAAAAACUACAAGCAUCAGUUAAGGAAAUCAAUUCACUCCACAAAGUCUAUUCUGCCAGUCCUAUAUUUGGAGUGGAUUACAAGAUGGAAGAAAAGCCACAGUCCCUUGAAGCUCUGACAGUUGAACAAAUUCAAGACGAUGUAGAAAUAGACUCUGAUGAUCACCCAGACGCUUUUGUGGCUUAUUUUGCUGAUGGCAAUAAGCAACAAGAUCGUGAACCUGUAUUUUCAGAAGAACUGGGGCUUGCAAUAGAGAAAUUGAAGGAUGGAUUCACCCUACAGGGACUUUGGGAAGUAAUGAGUUGAUCUUGAGUUGAGCUGGAUUUCUGUUUAAACAUAUCUCAAGAUUAAAGAUAACUAGUUUCCUGCUAUAAAGCAUGAAAUGAAUAGUUUUUACAUUUACAGAAAAAGCGUUUAAGAAAGAGUUUUUUAUUGAUUAAGGAAAA